ACAAGGGAAGAAGGGAUGUUUGGAACCCCGUCUUCAACGCCGGCCUUCGGAACCCCAUCUUCAACCCUGGCCUUCGGGACCCCAUCGUCAACCCCGGCUUUUGGGACUCCUUCAUCCACGCCGGCAUUGGUGACGCCGUCGACAACUCCGGCGUUCGGAGCUCCUUCUUCUGCUCCGGCGUUCGGGACUCCAUCGACGCCGGCGUUCGGAGCGACGCCGUCGCCGUUUGCUCAGCCCCAGCAAUCCCCAUUCACUCCUUUCUCGAAUCCCCAGCCUCAGCAGCAACCAACCCUAGUUUUUGGGUUUCAGAACCUAUCGCCUUCACCUUUCCCCAAUGCUCAGGUUACCACCCAAAUGGCCCCCGUCGCUCCUCUCUCCCUUCCUCUGCCAGAUCGCGAUGUUCAGGCUAUUGUGGAUGCGUACAAGGAUGAGCCGGGAAACCCUAAGUACUCGUUCAGGCAUUUGCUGUUUAGUGUGACAGAUCCCGCGGCACGAGUGAAGCCAGUGGGGGCUUCAGAUAUUAUGUGGGCAGAAGCAAUGGCGAAACUGGAGGGGAUGGAGGCUUUAGACCGAGAAAGGCUUUGGCCACAGCUGGUGCAAGGGUUUAAGGAACUCUCUGAUCGGCUAAAGCUUCAAGAUGAAGUUAUUGUUUCAGAUACUGAAAGGUUGCGGCAGACACAAGUCAAUGUCAAUAAGCUUCAAAAUCAUUUUGUAGCUGAGACACUUCCAUGGAUCCAGAGAAUGAGACAGAAAGAGCAAGAACUUCAAAGGCGUCUGUUAAGGAUGAUGAGAAUUGUGGAGGCAUUAGAGGGUAAGGGAUUUCGAGUUCCGUUAACAAAAGCUGAAGUUGAAUUAGCUGAGAAACUGGCAACAAUUGCAAGACAGCUGAAGGGACCUGGAGCAGACUUAUCCAAGAGAGUUCAUAACCUGCUCAGAAUAUCUCGACUUCAUGGUAAUGCUGAAACUGGUGGACCCAUAUACCUUCCUGGCUCAACCAAAAUAGAUGAGCAAAGCCUCGCAGACAUGCAAGAUGUAUUGCAAAAGCAAACCGAAGCAAUUGCCAGGUUAGGGAACGUGUUGAAGAGGGACACAAGGGACAUGGAGAUCAUAAUGGCUGAGGGUGCAGACAUGGUAGAGGACUCUGUUGGGAGAAGGGCUUUAAAGACAUGAUACUCUAAUGAGACUUUGUUCAAUCUUGUCU
This is a messenger RNA of Dioscorea cayenensis subsp. rotundata (Guinea yam), 1201 nucleotides long. Its product is annotated as nuclear pore complex protein NUP54-like. Gene Ontology annotation, cellular component: nuclear pore central transport channel; nuclear pore. Lineage: Eukaryota; Viridiplantae; Streptophyta; Magnoliopsida; Dioscoreales; Dioscoreaceae. The record is from RefSeq and is a predicted model, not a curated record. Gene Ontology annotation, biological process: NLS-bearing protein import into nucleus; nuclear pore organization; protein localization to nuclear inner membrane. Gene Ontology annotation, molecular function: structural constituent of nuclear pore.